This is a messenger RNA of Panthera uncia (snow leopard), 1746 nucleotides long. It is a transcript of the gene TMEM9B, whose product is annotated as TMEM9 domain family member B. Bases 124 to 720 code for a protein of 198 amino acids. The record is from RefSeq and is a predicted model, not a curated record. Gene Ontology annotation, biological process: positive regulation of canonical NF-kappaB signal transduction. The transcript has 5 exons. Gene Ontology annotation, cellular component: lysosomal membrane. NCBI's taxonomy places the organism in Eukaryota, Metazoa, Chordata, Mammalia, Carnivora, Felidae.
CGCCAAAGCCCAGACGGAAGUGCGGGCGGAGGAGCCGGAGCCGGAGCCCGAGACUGAGCCCCAGCCGGGAGCAGGUCUCGGGGGGCGGGCUCCGGGCUGUGGGAACUGCUGGGCCUGGCAGCGAUGGCGACUCUGUGGGGAGGCUUUCUACGGCUUGGCUCCUUGCUCAGCCUUUCCUGCCUGGCGCUCUCAGUGCUGCUGCUGGUGCAGCUGUCAGACGCCGCCAAGAACUUCGAGGAUGUCCGAUGUAAAUGUAUCUGUCCUCCCUAUAAAGAUAAUUCUGGGCAUAUUUAUAAUAAGAACAUAUCCCAAAAAGAUUGCGAUUGCCUUCAUGUUGUGGAUCCCAUGCCUGUGCGCGGGCCUGAUGUAGAAGCAUACUGUCUACGCUGUGAAUGCAAGUACGAGGAAAGAAGCUCUGUUACGAUCAAGGUUACCAUUAUAAUUUAUCUCUCCAUUUUGGGCCUUCUACUUCUGUACAUGGUAUAUCUUACCCUUGUUGAGCCCAUACUGAAGAGACGCCUGUUUGGACACUCACAAUUGAUACAGAGCGAUGAUGAUGUUGGGGAUCACCAGCCUUUUGCAAAUGCCCACGAUGUGCUAGCCCGCUCCCGUAGUCGAGCCAAUGUGCUGAAUAAGGUAGAGUAUGCCCAGCAGCGCUGGAAGCUUCAAGUUCAAGAGCAGCGAAAAUCCGUCUUUGACCGUCAUGUUGUCCUCAGCUAAUUGGAAAUCAUACUGCAGGUGAUUAGAAAGAAAUAAGGCAGACAACUGAAAAAAAAAUUGACUGAGUAUUCCUGGGUUUUGUUUUAAUACCCUGUUGAUUUCACCAACUCUUGCUGGGAAAGUCAGCAUUGGAAACAAAAAUGUGCUUGGUAUUUUAUUUUCUUGUUAAGGUAUUAAUACAGACAUUUUUAAAAGCACACACCUCAAAGUCAACCAAUAAACCUUUUUCCUAUUUGUGACUUUUACUAAUAAAAAAUAAGUCUGCCUGUAAAUUAUCUUGAAGUCCUUUACCUGGAACAAACACUGUCUUUUUCACCACACAGUUUUAACUUGGUUUUCAAGAUAAUUUUCAGGUGUUGUUUUGUUUUGUUCUGUUUUGUUUUUCUGGCAGGGGCGGGGAGGGAUGUGUGGGAAAUGGUUAGCUUAACUUUUCUCAAGUCACUUUACUAAACACACUUUUGUAAAUAGACUUAACAUUCUAUUUUCAAGUUUCAUUUAUAUUUUGCAGUGUAGCCAGCCUCAUCAAAGCCCUGAAUUACCCAUUUGAAUUUUGCACUGACUAUAUUAUCUAGGUAUCUGGUUCGCCUGUGGCUGCACUUUAUGGUAAAGUGGAUCUGAAAUACCUGGUGGCUCUUCAUAAAAUGCAGAUUUUCCUCAUGUACUGUGAUGUCCGAUGCAAUGCAUCCUAGGACAAACUAGCAAUUUGCUAGUUUACUCUAAUGACUAAACAUAGUCUGGUGUGUGUGGUCUUUCUCAUCUUCUUCUAGUAUCUUUAAGGAUGAAUCGUAAGAACUUGGACACUUGCAAUAAAGGAAUUUUCUUUUACCCCAAGCCUCUCUGGAUUGGUGACAUACACACCUUUGUCAACAUUUCCGGUCAGGUGGAAAGGCAGCUGUUUGAGCUCUAGUGUGUUCUGAGGUUCUGGGGGCCUCCUUCUGAAACGUGUAACAGUUAUUGGAUAACUGGCUUUUUUCUUUGGAUGUCCUCUUUGGAAUGUAACAAUAAAAAUAAUUUUUGAAACACUUA